Messenger RNA from Vespa velutina, 1325 nucleotides. It is a transcript of the gene Ube2g1, whose product is annotated as ubiquitin-conjugating enzyme E2 G1. Gene Ontology annotation, biological process: protein polyubiquitination; proteasome-mediated ubiquitin-dependent protein catabolic process. Lineage: Eukaryota; Metazoa; Arthropoda; Insecta; Hymenoptera; Vespidae. The record is from RefSeq and is a predicted model, not a curated record. Gene Ontology annotation, molecular function: ubiquitin conjugating enzyme activity. The transcript is spliced from 6 exons. The coding region runs from base 118 to 624 and encodes 168 amino acids.
GUUUAAAGACGGUGGCGCACGCGCAGUCACCGCUUCCGCGACGUACCUAGCCAUCUUUCCAGUCAAGCAAAAGUGAAUUGUUUUCAGCCUUAGUCUUAUUUAACGGAACUUUUAUUAAUGUCAGAGCCACAGUCCGCGCUUCUACUACGAAAACAAUUAGCAGAGUUAAAUAAAAACCCAGUGGAAGGGUUUUCGGCAGGCCUCAUUGACGACAAUGAUAUUUAUAGAUGGGAAGUACUUAUUAUUGGACCUCCGGAUACGUUAUACGAAGGUGGAUUUUUCAAAGCACAUUUACAAUUUCCAAAAGAAUAUCCACUUAGGCCACCAAGAAUGAAAUUUAUAACUGAAAUUUGGCAUCCAAACAUCGAGAAAAAUGGUGAUGUAUGUAUAUCGAUUUUACAUGAGCCUGGAGACGAUAAAUGGGGCUAUGAGAAAGCGUCGGAACGGUGGUUGCCAGUUCACACAGUCGAGACUAUUCUCAUAAGCGUUAUUAGUAUGCUCGCAGAUCCAAAUGACGAAAGUCCAGCUAACGUGGAUGCUGCCAAAGAAUGGCGGGAGAGUUAUUCAGAAUUCAAAAGAAAGGUGGCAAGGUGCGUCAGAAAAAGCCAAGAGGAGUGUUUGUAGGGGAUGAAUAAAUAUUCAACUGGAAAGACUUAUUUAAUUCUGGCAAUUUUAAUUCAGGGAAGCCGUAAGCACUGGAAGAAAGAAACCGAUGCUCGACAUAAAGCUAACGGAUAACAGUGCCACUAAAAACGGAUUAAGCCUGACCCAUCCUUACGCUGAGAGAGGGGAAAGGAGCGUGUGAAAAAACUAAGACAAAUUCGCACGUCUCUAUUGAAUCAAUUAAAGCCACACCGUCACCGAUGUACCAUCCAUCGAUAUAUGAAGAUCAUGAAGAGAACACACACACACAGCCUCACCUUUUUCAUAAUAAACAGCUAAAACUAAUUUACACGUAUACAUAAUGCAAAAAAAUCAUCUGUACGAUUAUUACCUUAAUAUUAAUAGUUAAUGUAAACUUAACUUCCCCACUUCUCCUACUACCCCACCCCCUGCCCCACGAUAAAUCCCAUCUCGCCCUCCGCCCGAAGAAACAAAAAAAAAAAAAAAAAAAAAAAAAAAAAAAAAAAAGCAAAAAAGAAAAAAAAACAAGAAAGAAAACAAAACCUUGUAAUUUAAAAUAAUACGUUUAUGUUUAUCGAUCAAUAAUAAUUCCGUAGUGUCGUUUCGUAUUUUCUUACUUUCGUAAAUAUAUAUAAAUAAAUUUUUGUAAAGUUCGAAAAACGGGAUAUACUACAAUCGUUGAAUGUAUAAUGUCAGCAAAA